Cherax quadricarinatus is the source of this 19378-nucleotide messenger RNA. Lineage: Eukaryota; Metazoa; Arthropoda; Malacostraca; Decapoda; Parastacidae. The record is from RefSeq and is a predicted model, not a curated record.
GAUCCUUCAAAACAAAACAAAUCUGCCGUGUGGAAGAAGGAAAUUUUUUUGUAAUGGCCUUUUUUCUCCUCCAGUGGGAUUAAUAAGAACCUGGAGAGCCGAGAGACAGCUGGUUAUUAGUGACUGUGAGAGAGAUAAGCUAACAGAGGAGAGGAGAGAAGGCUGGGAAGUGGAAUGGAAUCCCCUAAGAGCUGCUUGUUUUCAGGUUCACCUGCAUCUUCAAGAAGAAUUUUUUAAGUGAUUGUCAUGGAAACAUUCUUGGCAGAAACUCAACCUUGUUAUAAAUUAGGAAGAAAUUUUAUUAAAGCCAACAAAAUUAAGAGAUAGAAUUAUGACAGUAAAGACUUUGUGCUACAGGAAAGUCUAUAUAAACUGCCUUUUCUAAAUCUCUGUAAAGUGUAUUCCUAACAUAAAUGGUUAGGUCCAUCGGUAUGGCUUCGAGUGACCUAGAGAGCGGGCAGUCAUGCUUGCCGCCCAACCCGCCGCCACGGCCAAGAGUCUGCCACCACCACCAUCACCACGACUGUGAAGAUGAGAUGACCCCAAAGCAGAAAGCGGACUUUGCAGUAAUCAAAUUUGUAGCUGGGCUGGUACUGACGGUGAUGAGGAAAUUUUGGUUUACAUCUGGAACAGUGAUUAUUUUAAUAUUUGUACUUUUCUGGCUGUAUGGAGGAUUCCUGGCCUUUGUUCUCCUUCUCUUUGCCUUCUCAGGAGUAGUUUACCAGAUCAGCGACCUGCUUGUCUAUUGGCCCAACUUUCCCCCGGACUCUCGCGUGUUAGUGCAACCUCCCUCCUCUAUUGGCUUGCCAUCAGAGAACCUGUUUUUGUAUGCACGUGAUGGGACCAAACUUCAUGCCGUUUUUGUCAAGCAGGAUUCCAUGGCUGUGAAGUCUGCACCAACCUUUGUUUAUUUUCAUGGCAAUGCAGGGAAUUUGGGUCAUAGGCUAAGCAAUGUAUAUGGAAUGUAUCGAUGGCUUGGCAUCAACCUGCUGUUGUUGGAGUACCGUGGCUAUGGACUGAGCGAGGGCACACCCUCUGAAGAAGGGCUUUAUCUUGAUGCUCAAGCUGCUAUAUCCUACCUCAAGACAAGAUCAGAUAUAGAUCAAAAUAAAAUAAUAGUAUUUGGUAGAUCAUUAGGUGGAGCAGUGGCCGUGGACUGUGUGAGCCGGACAGAGAUCAGCAGCAGAGUGGCAGGAGUGGUGAUUGAAAAUACUUUUACAUCUAUACCAGAUAUGGCCAAGGUGCUCUUCUCUGGUGUGAAAGUUCUUGCUAAAUUACCUCACUGGUGUCACAAGAAUAAGUACCUGUCUAAAUACAAAAUGUGCCGAGUGGUAGUGCCAACGUUGUUCCUCUCGGGCCAGGCUGACUCCCUGGUACCUCCCCGCAUGAUGAUGGAGUUGUACCAUUGUUGUGCUUCGCCAGCAAAACGUCUUAUGCAGUUCACUCAAGGUUCACAUAAUGAGACCUGGAAAUGCCCUGGGUAUUAUCAAGUGUUGGCUCACUUCUUGGAUGAGGUGUUCAAGAGGACAACACAGCCUCCUGUUCUACACCCAGGUGUGGUGUGUUUCUCUGAGCCACAGACUCUGUAGCACCUGCUGGCUGAUGAAAUGACAAUGGUAUUCUAAAAGGAUAAUUGCACUAGCUGUUAAAUAAAUUUUAUGCCUUCUGUGAAGGAGGCAUUCUUCGAAUGAUUUUUUAACAGAUAAGUUUUACCCAUUUGUUCGUAAGCAAAAGUUGUAUUUAUGCCAUAGAAGUUUUUUUCAUUUUUAAGGAUUUUUAGCUGUAUUUUAUACUAGUCUGUCAGGUGAAGGAAUACUUAAAUUCACUCAGCUCUUGAGAAAUGAGCAAGGGCCUGAUCAAGUUGCAUUCAAUUCAGUUUUUAAUGUGACUGAUCUGUGGAAAUUGUAGCAUCAUUAAGUAUAAAUGAACCUUCAUUGUAUUUCUGAAUGCAUAGGUUCACAUUGGAGUGCUCUAUAUAUUACUCACUCUUAAUUGAAGAUGAAAACAAAAAAAAUAUGUAAUUAUAAAUAAUAAAGGCUUACAGAGACUAUAAAAUACUAAAAAAAAUAAUUCUUAAUGGUUCAUAUUUGAGCCUACAAGGGGAUUUCCAGUUUCAUUAGGAAAUUUUUAAACUAAAUGCACUAUGAUAAAUAUUAACAAUAGAUGAUUGCUUGAGAUACAGAACUAUUGAACAAAUAUACGGGAUUUUCAAGUGAAUUGUCAUGUCUGAUAACAUGAAUGUAAGGAAACAGAUUUUCCUUAUUAUGGAUUUUUUUUGUAACGAGUCAUACACCAUAGAAUCUACACAAUACUUAUUAUACUCUAAGGGGUAUUUAAGAAAAUAAAGAUCCUGGAUUAGGAUAAAUAUCAAUCCUGCUCAAUAAAAUUCAAACCAUAUCUAGAAAUUCACAUGUAUGUUAAUGUGAUUCUGUCUAGCAUUACAUUACUAGGUAACACCAAUAAAAUGCAGAGUCGUUAGGUGAAUGAAUACACUUGCAACUAAUAAGACAGUUCUUUGAGGGGAAACUCAUUAGCACUUAAAGUUUAAAGGUGACGAGAUGUACUUCCCAGUUAUUACACAGAAUCCAACAAAUGUCUUAAUAGUUGCACAUGUUGUUGAUCUAAUAUGUUGUUGGUAUUUUACCAAUACAAACUCAAGACUACAAGGUGUAGAGAGAUGCUCUCCAGCAUGAGGUAACAACUGUAUUCUCCUUGGUUACAUAAACCAGAGUGAGUUACACUCACAACAUAUUAAUCUCAUUCUUUAUAGUGUGGAGGGAAUUUGGCAGAAAGUUCAUGGGAACUUGGAUUUGGCAUGCACAAGGUAGUGCAAACAAGAAUUUCUUUUAAACUUCUUUUAAGCAUUUAGACAAUAAUUAAAAAUGUGGUAUGUCAGAAAAUGCUUCAAACUGCUCUGACUUAUAAAGCAAUAUGAUAUAAUGUGAGUCGAUGUUUGGGGUACAAAUCUGUGAGUGUAAAAUAUAAACCAAUGCAGGAAACCCCUAUGGGGCACAUGAGAGUAUGACUAGCUUGUGUCCAAUACAUAUACAGCAUCUUCUUUUCAGUGUUCCAUGUUUUCAUUGGCUUCAAAUUGAACCAUUGUUCAUUAUGUUCCACCUGCCAGUGACUGCCCCCGGCUCGUGGAACAAUAGCUCGAUUGGAAGGCAACGACAAUGUGGAACACCAAAAAUAGCUUCUAUAUAUGUAGGGCCCUCCUGUACCUGUGAUGGUCUGUGUCAUAGAUCAGCUCAGUGUGGAUAAUCCAUGGAAAAAAAAUAAUGUUCAAACUAGCAAUGUUUAACCAUGUGCUCUUCUGUUUACCCAUGGAUAUAGAUUUUGGUCAUGUGAUAGUUUUAAAAAAUGCAACUGGGGUAAAAAUUCCUUAUAAAUGCUGUAUUUGUUAUUUUGUGAUUUAAAAUAACAAAUUCUAUGAAUGUUAGGAAAAAUAAUUGUAGGAGGGCCCUGCUUAUACAACACCUAUUUUUGGUGUUGCGUGCUUUUCCUGGUUUUCAGUUGAGCCCCACCGGUGACAAUCACCGGCACAUGGAACAUAAAGAACAUGAAAGAAUGAGACACUUGUGCAACAUUUAUCUGUAUUGAGAAAAUGUUUCCUCAAUAAAGAUUCCUAAAUGUUGUGCAAGUGUUUAACUUUUCAACUUGUUAGUUUUCUAAAUCAUUUAUCACAUAAUGAGCACUGGCUCAAUUUGAAGCCAGCGAAAAUGUGGAACAUCGAAAAGAUGGUGCUGUGUAUGUGUGGCCCUCCUGUAUAGCAUUAUCCAAUGGGGGAAAUUUUCCUAUUACACAGAAUGCUCUUCUUCCUGGUGUUUGGGUUAUAGCAUUCCACUUAGCUGUAUGAUGCUCAUAGAUAGACUUGCCAAAAUAACUGAUGUACCUUGAGUACCUCCGUCCCAGUGAUCAACAUUUGUUAAGGUAUCAGUCCCUCGUUCUUCUUUCCCAUUGCAGCAAAGUGUGGUUGGUCUGUAGGCUGGUCCUCUUUACCAAUCAUUCAUUAGCUUUUGUUAAGGAUGAACACUUGUGCUAUAAAGAAAUCUUGAAUGUGCUCUGUUAAUUAUAUUAAGAAAAACCUGACACAGGGUAUCGGUUGUAUGCAUUUGUAAUUACCUGCAUUAUUUUGCUUUGUAUUUAUGCAUACAAGAGUACACAAAUUUUUCAUUGCCAGUAUGUGUGUUUGUGCCAUGGAAAGUAAAUUAAUAAGCAAUCUUCAGCGAACUUCAUGCACGGUAGUUCUCUGUAAGAUUUAUUAUUUGUUAAAGUUAACUUGCGUAAGAUAACGGGCAGUAAAUGGUGUGUAUGCAAGUCUCUCCAAUAGAUUCUUAUAUUGUUCUCAGAUUUUUCUAGUCCUUCCUUCGGUGUCCUUUUAAACUAUCCAUGACACUAAAGGCAGUUGAAAUAUCUGGGGAUGAUUGUAUAUAAGGCCAGCCUCACAAGAAAGAGUUUGCAGAGGGCAGAAAGCAGCAUUGUUAGUGUGAAGACAAAGAUAAAAGUUACAGAAGAAUCUCUUAUUGAGACAUUGGUGUACUCUGUCUAGGACUUCAUAAAGUCAUGACUUGAUAAAGCUCUACACAGAGCAAAAUAUUGGCUUAAUUAAAGCUUGUUCUGCAACUUUUGUGUAAGUUUUCACACUAGUUGACAGUAUAGCAACUCAUUUAAGUCAUAGCUUCCCUUCCUGGUGCUUGUAGCCAGAGCUGGAUCAAGAUUUUAUAGACCCCUGGGCUACAAGUACUGUGAGGCCUCCAGUGAUAUUUUCAAAUUGAAAAAAGUUUAAGAAAUGUGAAAUUUAAUUUCACAAUUAAAAUUCAAACAUUUGCUUUACAUAAUUUCUUGGAAACAGUUUUCUCCAAAACAUCAGUAAAUUGUAAGUUGAUAACAUCUCUGGAGGCCCUCCAGCUGGCAGAGGGCCCCUGGGCUGCAGCCCCUAAAGCCCAUGUCUUAAUCCAGCCCUACUUCUAACUCGCCUUCAGGUCAUCUCGCUCACUAAUACACAAGUCAUUUAAGUCUUGGAUUUAUUUCUCUACAUUUUUGAUGCCUCUUUUCCUGUUAUCUCUAAGACCUUCCUUUUGGUAUUUUAUAUUUUACUGACAUUUUAGUAGUGUACAUCGUCAUUGGUACUGUAAAUUUUGUGGAAUAAGUUAACAGGUAACCAAGAAAUUUGAAGACAUUUAAGGAGUUCAGGUCUUAGCACUUGAAAUAGAUUUGAAGAAAGUUUACGGGCAAGCAAGUUCCCAUGUCUUCUAAUAAAGUGUUCAUUUUUCCCUGUAAUCUACCAUACCAUGAAUUAAGGAAAGACCCUAGACUUCACCUUACGAAAGCAAAGUAAAUACGAUAGUAAUUAUGGACAAGGUAAAUUAUGGGGAAAAUGAAUGUACAUGUAUUAGGAGACAGCGAAACUCGUGUGUUCUUUAUGGUGUUCAGAUCUUAGCACUUGAAAUAGAUUUGAAAAAUAAGCUGAUAAACACUAUUAAUGAUGGUUUUUAUUACUUUUUAUCAUUUAAUAAGAGUCAAGCCAGCUUUUUAACAGCUUAGCUGGAAAGACUAUUUAGGUUGAUCAGUGGAUUUUUUGAAGAUAAGUAGUGAUGUAAUUUUUUUUUAAUUGAAUGACGUGUUGUGUGAUAUUUUUAUAUAUAAUAAAUUUGGAUGCAUUAGCAGUGUGCUGCUACCCUACACACUAUGAUAAUUAUAUAGCAGAAACAACAUUCUGCCAUGUUUUCUUGUCAUACUCUCUCAUACAGGUUUUGGGAGAGUGUGGGAAUUGGGUGUCUGGAGGAGUGUUUGGAAUCCUGGAAAGAAGAAUGACUUAAGAGGAGAUAGAUGGAAGUGCACUGAUGGGUAGAAACAGUGCCAAGUACUGCACCUGUUGAGUUAUGAUUUGUGGUCUCUAUGAUUGUGUGUGUUUGAGGACUUGUUCUCGCAAGUGACUUUCAGUCGGAAGUUUGGGCCACAUUUUAAGUUAUUUUUUAUUCGUAUCGCUGUAUAUUUCAAUUCAAGAUUCAGAAUAUAAUAUAUUUUCUGGCAUAUAAGGCACAUGACAGAAGUAUCAUAACAGUAAAUCAGAAAUCACAUUCAAGGGCUAAUUACCCUCUUGCUUUAUACUAAAGCUUAACACAGACUACCCUUGACCCUGACCUUGAGCAUAUAAGGCACAAGCUGAUUUUCCAAGACUUUUUGUGGGGAACACAGGUGCACCUUAUUUUCCGGAAAAUACAGUAUGUUAGGACUGUGCAUGUCGAAGCAUUAUGGGGAAUGGUAUUAAAGUUUGUAAUAUUGUACCAAAUUCAAAUGGUCUACUUAGAAAUUUAUUUAUUUUUUUAUUUAUAUGUGAAUAAUUAAUGUAAUUUAAAUUUUUUUAUACUGUACUAUACUUGAUAAUUGUAUUCUUUGUUGAAGCGCAGUUGGUCUUAGUUGAUAUCGAUUAUUUUCAUAGCUUUAUGCUGGGUAACUGUUUUAAUAGUUGAACUUACAAGUAGGAGUGAUAGUCAAAAUUUGUUUUAAGUGGUGGAUGGUUAAGAAAGCAUUCACUGCACAGUUACUUUUUUUUUUGACUAGAAAAAGCUGGAUUUUUUUUUCCUUGAUUUUGUUCAUGGGGUUUUCACAUUCCAUAGAGUUUUAGUGAAUUCUUGAAAGCUUAAAUAUAAUCCCAGGCAGCUGGUCCAGUUGGCUGCCAGUCCAGCUGGUUUAGGGAAGUGACAGAUUAUUCCACUGGAAAUGAAUUUUAGCUCCAUUAAUUGGCUCAGCAGUUCACUACCCAUCCCAGUGGUGGCACCAUUAUGUAUUGUAAUUUUACCCCAUUUAAUUCUUUUCAAUUUUGCUGAUACUGGAGAGAUUUCUUCUCUUGGUCAUUUAUUACAUCUGAUAUGUAGGUGCUUGACAAGGCACUAAGAGAAAGAUAAAGAUAUAAAGAUUAUGAAGAUAAAGAGAAGGGAGAAGGAGAAAGGGAAGAGGGAGCGACUGACUGACCUACCCACCCACCCACCUCCCAAAUUAUGUAGGUUGUUAAUAGCAAGUGAAUGACAACAAAACCUGCAGCCAAUACAGUUGUGUGACAGUGUUCCAGAAAACAUGUGAUGCAUCAAUAAAUUUCAAAAAAAACAGUUGACAAAAUUAUUUAAGCGUUAAAAAAACAUGCAAACGCAGCAAUGGCAUGGCAGUUGUUUUUUAACAGUUAAGAGCAACCAUUCUUGCAUAUAUUAUGCUGUAAUAACACAUUUCCCAUACCACCACCUACCCCACGUGAUGUACUAUAAUAAAUUAAGUCGGUCUUGAUUAGUGUGAAUUUCCAGUGAGUGCGAUAUUAAUGCUAGUUUUUACCAUACUCUUGAAACCGUUCACAAAGAUUACAUAUAUAGGAGGGCCCUGUUUAUACAGCACCUAUUUUUGGUGUUCCAUGUUUUUGUUGGCUUUUGAGCCAUUAUGACUCACAAAAUCAUAAUGACACAAUUGCAAACAAACCAUACCACAGGCUGGGAUUGGCCUGGAGUUUUGCAACUCACUCACCACAAGCUCAGUACUAGCCCGUGGUAUGGUUUAAUUGAGCCAUUGUUCAUUAUGUUUCAUGCUCUUACCGGUGCUUUGCCGUUGUCACCAUUUCGGACAUUGGUUGCGUAAGGUAAGGAUGGACGGCGUCACUUCAGAGCUGUGUGACCGGGUCCCUCCUGUAAUUCAAAUACUGUAAAUUCGAAUGAUGUGACCACUUCAUGGGAUUCAUUAUUCACACUAAUGAAGACUUAGCUGUACUGUAUAAAUGUGUACUGUGCAAAUAGAAGAGGACAAUUAUAGCAGUCAUUGGCAAGUGCCCUAUUGUUUUUGUUUCUGAAUUUUUGUGUGCGUUGAAUUUUAUAAAGUUUUUCAUGUGAAUUUUUUUUUUUUCUGUAACUCCAAGUUCCAAGCAUCUGGCAUGAGAGUGCUCUACUAUAUAUAAAAUAAAAUUAUUUUGUUAAAUGCAGUAAUUAUUAUGCCAACAAAUUAUUUUUUGCAAACUUCAGAAACAGAGUUGUAGUCGCCAUUUCGUGGUAUAUUUUAUGUUAUUUUUACGUGUCAGUCAGUACAGUAUUUGAAGGUUUAUCCAAGAAACAGACAGUUUAAUAUUAAUCAUUGUCAAUUAGUUCAAUUAUUUCAUGCUUACCAUACAUAACUAAUUAUAUACUCUUCUGUAUUAUAUAGACUAUAUCAAUGAGCUUUAUUUUUAAGCUUCAGUGUAAAUGAGUCUUUUCUUGUUUGUCAAUGAUAUUUACUGUAACUGAAGUGUGUUCAGUGUAUUGUACAGUAAUACACAAUGAGGUCACAGGUGACUAUCAUGAGGAAACUGAUAUCACAUUAAUAUAUUAUGCUUCAUUCGUAGUGAAGAAAGAGGGUGAUGACCAUAAAACUACGGGAAGGGAGGGAGUUUUUAUUGCUUAAGAGAUGAGUGAAGCCAUUUAGAAUGAAAAUUGACAUAAGGAAAAGAUAACUAUAUACAAACUCUUCUGAAAAGAAAAUGCAAACUACAUACAUUAAUUAAGACAGACUAAGAUGUAUUAAGAGAUGAUCACAAAAUUUACUCCUGUCCCAAUUAAUUAACUGAGACCCCUUCAGCAGGGUCAGUAUAUACAUAUCCCUUUUUACCUGUGUUUCAGUUUUGCAACAGAAGAGUUUCUCAUUUAUCAAUUGUUUGCCAUUUGAUGCUUUAAUCAAAUUACAGAAGAGAAUCACAGUGUAGCGAGUAGGUUGUGAUGUACCGCUCAUAUCAAAGUGCUUCCCACUGCAGUUAAUAGCAUGCAUACAGUAUACAUAGGAUGUACAUAAAUUCUAUAGUCUUUCUGCAUGCAUGCAUACAUGCAUGUUAUAUUUACUUGUCUUCUAGUUAGGUACUGUACAUGGAAAUGGAGAGAAGAAUGAGUCCAGGUAUUGCAGGAAGAUGAAUGUAGUACAGUGCUGUACUUUAAAGGACUGGAUUGCAGGGAAGUUGAUCCCCAAAACCCUCUCCAGGUACCGUACUGUACAUAAUAGGAAUAUUAAACAUGCUUUAUAGACUAGAAAAAUUAUGACCCAGAAUUAUAUUCUUUGUCACCAGGAAAGUUAUAGAGGCAACUUUAUUUUUCAACCUCUUUAUUAUUACUACUAUUCUUUAACAUGCCAGUAUGUAUUGGAAUUUUCUUGUUUUUUCCCCAAGGAGACUCUUACACUAUUUACAAGUUAGUGAAUAAGAUGUAUGGAGGAGGGUACACAAGAAAGAAUUUGAGUUCAUUUGUCACAUUCUGGUGUUUCAUGUGAUUAUCCUUUCUCUUGGAAUGUAUUUAUAUUCUGCAUGACGCUGCUCGUGUUGACCUUCGUCUUACUGGAACUGCGAACAUUAAUUUAUACUGUCUCCUUGAAUCUUUCUUGACUUAAUAGUCUUGAAGGUGGGAAGUAUAGUGCCUGCACACUGAAGGAAGGGUGGGGAUGUAGCAGUUUUUUUUUUUUUUUUUUUCCAUCCAAACUGUAAUGUCAGCAUGUUUCUGGCAAGCCUUUCUUCUUUUUCGGGUCACCCUACGUCAGUCGGAGAUGACUGGUUUGUUAAAAAAAAAGUUAAGUGCAGUACCUCCUAUGCCCUCUCUUACUCCACCCCCAACAAGUAGUUUAAAGUACUGUUGUAAAACAAUAGCUUUUCUGUAAAUGCAUUAAUAGAUUUUACUGAUACCACUAGUUCAGAAUCCUGUCCUUAUUGUAUGUAGUUUAGCCUUUUUUAUUUUUUUUUAAAUUGUUGCCUUCAUCCAGAUAUGAUGAGCUUCAGUUUCUGCUAUGGUGAGGAUGAUCGGCUCUGAACCUUGCGUGGCAGACAUGCUGCUCCCAGGUGUUGAGUGUUUGCAGUCACAUCUUGCAUUUUAAGAGUGGGUACCUCUAGUACUCUCCAGGUUGACUUCUAUUUAGUUCACCCUCAUUGCAGAAUAAAUAUUUUGUGAAAAUUCAUAAAUAUGCAUUUAACAUUUCUAUUUUUUUUUUUUUAGUGAGAAUUUAUAUUAAAAAAAGGAAUUUGUGUAUUAUUCCCAUCUGCUAAUUAAUAUUUCAUAUGGCUUUGCGUGAAAAAUAGAAUUGUAUGUCUAUUAAUGCUGUAAAUUUCUGACUUUCCAGUCAUAUAUGUGAUAAAAACCAUGUAAUAUGGAGUUUAGUCUGCCAAUGUUAUUCCUGUGAUUUAACAUACCUACUGACCUCUUGUAGAUAGUCCAUCCAUCCUCUGUAGUGAUAAAAUGUGACUUGAAAUUUUGACUAGUGUGUUAUGUAGCAUGCUUCAGAAUGAGAAACAUUGACUAUCUCCGUAGUCAGUAUAAUAUUAGAUGUAUAUGCUUGUGACAAAUAAUGUAGGUCCAAGAUUUUGUCCCCAUGAGCUUUGAUCCUAAAUGUUAACCCACAGGUAGAGAAUAAGGUGAUGGAGUCCAAGUCAGUCUGUCCCUUGAUAACUUAGAUUUUAGCAAAUUAUAACUUAUAUGAAUCGCACUAGUGCCUGGGUCCCCAACCUUGGCUUCUGAUCCAAACUAAGCUUAAAAAUAGAAAGGGUAACUAUGUUUGUGUGUGUGUAUGUAUAUAUAUGCACUGUAUUAUAUAUGUUAUAUACAUAUUUAAAUUUUUCAUAAGCAUGAGGGCCUGAAAAUCCUUCUAGUUAAUAGUUUGUCAAAGCAAAAAGGUUGGGAACUACUGGUGACUAGUGAGAGAUCAUAAACCAGCUUAAACUACAUUAUUUAUUAAGCAAAACUGUUGUUUAAAAAUCAUUGUUAGGCCAUUCUAGACUUUACAGAUAAAAUCAUGAAUUACCUUUACUCAUUGUGUUAUCUCAGGUUAUAAAUGCAUUACAACUGUUUUUGGGGUUUGUAAUGUUAACAGCUAACAAGAUGAUGAGUGUUCACCAUCAGAAAGUUGAGUCAGUCAUUGUAGCAAUGUUGGCAUUGAUCUUCCAGAGAUGAUUCUCUUCAUGGCAUCAACAUGCAAAAUACAUUUGAUACAAUAUACGUACACUAUGAUAUAAAUGGGUAUAGACGGUUUAGUAUACAGCAAAAUAUUAUUCUGCCAGAAAGAACAAAAAGGCACAAUACCGUGAAUGGAACAAUACACAAAUAACCCGCAUAUAGGAGACAGAAACUUGUGAUAACUUGCAGUCCAACUUGGACCAUUUACACUAAAUGGUCCAAGUUGGACUGAAAUGUUGUAGUAAGCUUCUCUUCUAUGAGUUAUUUGUGUAUUAUUCCACCAGAAUACUAUUUAUAAAUGCCUAUUUGUGCAUCUAUGAUACAGUAUAUUGGAUAUUGAAGUGCAUUUAUAUCAGUGGAAUUACAUUUUCGUAGUCUUAUUGUGAGGAUUAGCUAAUUCUCAGGCCUCUUUUACUUGUGUUAUGGCCAAUAACAGUAUAAUGUUAAUGCUUGUACUUCACAAGUAUUGCAAUGUGAUAAUAUGGCUAAUAGCAACAAUGCAUUUUAACCCUCUGACUGUCCAAACGUAGAUCUACGUUCGCUCGCGAAGUGCUCCGAAUGUAGAUCUACUUUUUUUUUUUUUUUUUUUACAUUCUUUCUUAGAGAGAAAAUCAAGGUUGGAGCGCUACACAUUCUAACGUAGAUCUACGUUUGGACAGUUUAAGGGUUAAUUAAGUUAAGGAAGUGGAUUAUUGCUUCCCAUUUCUAUAGUAUACAUUUUGUGUAUACAGGUGUAUAAAUCCAAGAUAAAUCAUAAGUAACUGUCAGCGAGUAAACAGAAGAAUGAAGAGGCUCAGACCAUAGAACAGGUGGGAUUGGAAUCCAUGGCCAGCGAGUCGUAAAGCUCCAGGCCAGUGCGUAAGCCCCACAGUGGGGCCCAGGCUAACCCCUCUAUGGUGUAUAGAAAUACAGUGGAUCACCGGUUAACGAUAUUUUUUCACUCCAGAAGUAUGUUCAGGUGCCAGUACUGACCGAAUUUGUUCCCAUAAGGAAUAUUGUGAAGUAGAUUAGUUCAUUUCAGACCCCCAAACAUACACGUACAAACGCACUUGCAUAAAUACACUUACAUAAUUGGUCGCAUUCGGAGGUGAUCGUUAUGCGGGGGUCCACUGUAUACCUAGCACCUAGUUGGAUGAAUCUUGUUGUAGCCAGCUGGCCCAGUGACUUACACAGUGGCCUGGAGUUUUAAGACUACUCGCCAUGGGUUCAAACCUCGCUCAUUCUGUGGUCUGAUUGCAAUCAUGUUAUUACGAUUUCAUGAGUCAAGAGGCAUGGUAGCAGGUCCAACAGUGUAACCAUCAUCCAUUGCUAGAAAAUUUUCUACACGAAAUUCUGUGGUUGAAGAGUUGGGCCUUCUACAUACAUGGACCAUGGUUCAAGUAACCAUCCAUUCUUUUUGUUUAUUCAUACAGUGUACAUGUAUUAGUGCUGUGUUUACAUUGUGGCUGGGGUUGGAGCACAUGUCAUCCCUGCCUCAUUUCGCUAAGCAGCGAUCAAACCUGUUCAACUGUGAGCUCCUUAAUUGGAUGGAGUGAUGAUUUCAUCCAUGAUUGGGGGACUUGUAGAGAUGUUUUUUUCUCCCAGCAAUGUGUACACAACAUGUAAUUUGAACUUGGGGUUAUUCAAGUCUUUGAACAUAUACUGAUGCUUCUCACCUUACAAUGGUUUGACUUGUGAUAUUUUGACUGUAUGAUGGUGUGAGAGUGAUGCACAUUCAAUAGUCAUCAAACAUUGAAUUUUGAUCUUUUAUUCAUUUACAUGUACUGUAUUAAGUUUUGAGUAUUGGUAUUUAUAGUAAUUAUUUGUUUAUUUACUUAUUCAGUGAUAGUAGUUACUUUAUUCGACUAACGAUAUUUUCAACUCGUGAUGAGAUCUUCGGAAUGUAACCCCAUCGCAUAUUGAGGAGCACCUGCAGUACUGUGUAUACAUAUGCAUUACUGUGCUACACAUAAUCCUCAAAAAAAAAUCUUUGUAGAAAUACUAAAGUUUCUUUAUUAUAAGUGCCAAUGAAGUGCUGUACAUAAGAUUAUUGAUAGCUUGGAGAAGGUGCUUAGAAAGUUGAAAAGUUUCAGUACAAGUUGCUUUAUUCUGAUAAUGUUAAAUAUUGCACACAAAAAAAUUCUGCUUUUUUAUUAGUUUACAGAUUUGACUUAAUACAUCAGGAAAGUAAAUGAAAGCUUAAGAUUAGCAAGUAGUGUUGGACUACAGAUGCAAGUGAAGAACAAAGAACAUUGCAGAUGAAGCAUUGAGAGUGAAGGAUGAAGAAAGCAACUGUGUGAAUGUUAUGUAAAUGAAGUACAGUACCACUGAAGAUGGUAUCAAAGAUGCUGCCAGAAGCCUUUAAGGUACAAUACCUUGUCUGAUUAUCGGAAAGUAUGAAGGUGUGUGUGUGUGUGUGUGUACACCCACCCCACUUGUGGUUGCAGGGGUAGGGGUUGAGUCUUGGCUCUUGGCCCUUCUUAACCUGUCACUUUUCAGAUUCGCUCCCUCUCAGCCUCGUGGGCCUUAUCAUACUGGCUCUUAAUUAAAACUAUGUAUGUAAUCUGCCUCCUGUAUUUCCUCACCAAAAUCAUUCCACUUCCUGACCAUUCUGACUUAAAAAAUACUUCCUAACAUCUGUGGCUCAUCUGUGCCUUUAACUUUCAACGGUGUCCCCGAGUUCCCAUUUCUCAUGUCUCGAACAGCCUCUCUCUCUUUCUCUGUCUACCUUAUAGCUUCAAAUGAGUACUUUGUAUGUUAUGUCCUCUCUGGUUCUUCUGUCCUCCAAUGUCAUUAGGUCUAAUUCCUUUAGCCUCUCCUCACAACUCAUGCCCCUUAGCUCAGGAAGAAGCCUUGUUGCAUACUAUUUCUGCACUUUUUCCAGUGUCUUUACAUGCAUUUUCAGGUGUGUGGGGGUCCAUACUUGUGUUGCAUACCCCAAGAUGGCCUAAAAAAAGUGUUUUAUGAAGGUCCUGGUAUGACACUGUUGAGAUUCCUGAAGGCUGCUCUUAGAUUUGCCAGACAAGCAUCAACUGCAAAGUUAUUCAACUGAAGUGAGCCUAUGGUGAUAUACUAGGCACAAUACUCACCCUUAGGUCUUUCUUUUUAAGAUAGGUGUACAGCUUCUGUCCCCCUACUCUAUACUGUUUCUGGUCUUGCUCCUUCCCCAGUCUUCAUGACCCUUGUAUUUUUUUUUUUUUUUUUAUUAUUUUUUUUUAAUCCACACAAGGGUUUUUACAGGUUUAAGUGAAGAGUGCCAACCUUUAUUUACAAGCUAAGAGCUGUUACCUACCUCAGCUCAUUUGAAAGCAUUUUUAUUAUGAAACGGAUAGGAAACUGGAUGCAAUUGGAGCAAUAUCUAUGGGCCUGCAAUUUUAUUUGGGCAGAUGACUGUUUCAUUGGUGUCAUGCUGUAUGAACAUGUUCUAGACUUAGUCAUUCUAGGAAUGAGUGGUCUCAGACGAAGUGAUAAACUUAAGAAAGGUACAGUCAGAGUGUAGUUGCUGUUUGUUGUCCAUCUUGUUGUAUAGAAGCUGUUCAUGACCUUCCAAGUUCCCACAGGGUUAUAAUAAUGUUGGUAGAAGUACUGACAAUGUGUUAUAUAAAAGGACAUGUGCAACUAAUGCGUCACAUUAGUUACACACGUGUUCUUUUACCUCCCACGGAUAUUCCUUGCUCAGAUUAUUUUUCAACGAUCUCUUGACAAUUCUGCAACUGACAGCAACAACAUUUAUCUGAGCCCAGCUGGUCCACAGCAAAUUGUUUUCUGCCCAGCCAUGUUUGAGUUUCUAGCUGUUGUCUUCCCACCGCUGUUGUGUUUAGGAGACUGCUUUCCUAAGUACCUACAUACUUAUUAGCCACACGCGCCUCAUUCGUGGAUACCUCGUGGAACACCCAGCACUACUGUGCGAGGACUGUCAGGUUGCACUGUCAGUUUAACAUAUUAGAAUUCACUUUUGUUGUCUCUGCUGCUCCAGCACAUUAACUCUUGCUGACCAUGUUGAAAGUUCCACUAACUUUUUCACCAACUGUAAUUUUACUUUUCCUCUUGCACUCUCCUCUACCCCAACUAUCCCCUGUCCUUCCGCACACCUGUCUUUCAUUCCCUCAUCAUCUUUGAGCAAUCCUCCUUUCUCAUAUCCUUCAGUCCAUUGUAAAAUUUCUUGGCUAGCUUAUGAGGAAGUUCCUAUACUCCAAGACUGCUAUUUUUCUCUUUCCAGUCAAACACACUGUUUCUAUUUCCAAUCUCUCACUUAUGCUGGUCACAGACCGGGCCGCGGGGGUGUUGACCCCCGGAACUCUCUCCAGGUAAACUCCAGUAAUGCUACUGAUGUGCACAUCGAUAACUUUAAACCCCAAUAUUUUCCUAUUCAUAUUUUUGAAGAACCACUGCUGCAGAUGACUAGUAUUUUUAUAGCACAUAUAUACUGUGGACACUUCUUGCUACCAUCAUCCACAUUAACACCAUGACUUGCUACCAUCAUCCACAUCAACACCAUGCCUUGAUACCAUCAUCCACAUCGACACCAUGCCUUGAUACCAUCAUCCACAUCAACACCAUGCCUUGAUACCAUCAUCCACAUCAACACCAUGCCUUGAUACCAUUAUCCACAUCGACACCAUGCAUUAAUACCAUCAUCCAUAUUAACCCUUUGACUGUCGCGGCCGUAUAUAUACGUCUUACGAGGUACCGUGUUUGACGUAUAUAUACUCAUAAAUUCUAGCGGCUUCAAAUCAAGCAGGAGAAAGCUGGUAGGCCCACAUGUGAGAGAAUGGGUCUGUGUGGUCAGUGUGCACCAUAUAAAAAAAAUCCUGGAGCACACAGUGCAUAAUGAGAAAAAAAACUCCGACCGUUUUUUUUAAUUAAAAUGCCGACUUUGUGGUCUAUUUUCGUAUAGUAUUUAUGUUGUAUUCUCGUUUUCUUGGUCUCAUUUGAUAGAAUGGAAAACAUAUUAUAGAAAUAGAGGUGAUUUUGAUUGAUUUUACUAUAAAAAGAACCUAGAAAUGGAGCUCAAAGUAGGGGAAAUGUUUGAUUUUUGCCAAUGUUCAAAAGUAAACAAAUGAUGCCAUUGUCCAAUAAAGUCUUCUAUUUUUUGUUUUAAUAAAAAUUCAAAAUAGAAAGCAAGAGUAAUAUCAGAGGGGCCUGGAGACGUGACUGAUGAAGAAAAUGUUAUUUUAGAGCCAGGAAUGUCUGCAUUGUUCAUUCUGGACCUUAUUUUUAAAUUGUCAUAUUUUUUAGUUUUCGUGAAAUUGACCAAAUUGCAAAUUUCUGACCACAUUAUUAGGUAGUUGAAAUCGGUAAAUGGGCAGUUUCUUGUACUCAAUCGAUAGAAAAAAAUGGAGUUCUAAAGAAAUAGCUAUGAGUUUGGGCGACUGGAACAAGGGAAUUAGCCGAAAAUAGGGCUGAAAGUGGGCGAAAUCGCCAAUUUGUAAACUGCGCCGAGGUCGCUAACUUUGCGAGAGCAUAAUUCCGUCAUUUUUCCAUCAAAUUUCGUUUUUUUUGGUGUCAUUACAAUCGGGAAAAGAUUCUCUCUAUCAUUUCAUAAGAAAAAAUCAUUUUUUUUUUUUUAAAUUUUGCGACACCAGGAGACACCUCAGGAUUGGGGGUUGCGACAGUCAAAGGGUUAACACCAUGCCUGUCUUAUUUGCUAUAGUCUCUCAUAAGUGUGCAUUGUAGGUGAACCAAUUCUUUCAUUUUUUCAUACACACUUCCUCUGUUAUAUUGUCUUAAUCAUCAAAUAACUGUUUCAGAUGCCACCACUAUUGACUUGCUGACUCAGCUCUUCUUACUCAGGGUACUUGCUACCUUGAAGGCAAAUUCUGAUUUCUUAUUUGCUACAUAAAUUAACCCCCUUCUUCUCUCAUCCUUGCCAUGAGGUGCUGAAUGAUCACAGUUUUAGGGCUUUCCUUGAAUGUAAUUUUUUUUUUUUUUAAAGACGUAGGCCAUUUCCCACCGAGGCAGGGUGACCCAAAAAAGAAACACAUUCACCAUCACUCACUCCAUCACUGUCUUGCCAGAGCUACACCAAUAUACUACAGUUCAAAAACCGCAACAUAUCCACACCCCUCCUUCAGAGUGCAUGCACUGUACUUUCCACUUCCAUCUUAUUGUAUUCAGUUCUGGUUGUGUUGCAUCCGCUGUAGACAUACAGGAAUCCUUUGCUGUGUAUGUUCCAUUUUGGUGUUCAGGGCAGUGAAUUUGUAUACUCCUUUUCACAUUUUGCAGUUAGUCUUAUUAUUCUGCAGGCAGUUACUUUUUUUCCAACUGUUUCUUAGUACUAACUCUACAUUAGAUUGAUGGUAGAGUUAAGAUGAUCAACUAACUGCAUUUAAUCAAAUUGCACUUAGGCUUGUGGCCAUCCCCACUUCACUGCUGUUGGUUGUGGGUAACACUCUCACAAGUGCUUUGACAUGUCAUGGCUUGCUAGUCCUGUCAUGAAGAGAAGCAGAGGUCCAGCAUCACUACGAGAAUUUUUAGGUUGUGCUGAUAAUCUUCUGUCUUCUGUGAGCACAGUGCUCAUUUUCAACCUCUUUUACAGAGAUGUAAAAUUUGGUGCUUAUUAUUAUUUUAUAAUCAGAUUAAGAGGCAUGCCAGUUGUACUCUGUUUUCCUUUAUGAAAAUCUUUUUUUAAACCUUCAACUGUCCAACGUAGAUCUACAUUUUCACAAGUAGCAUUUCGACCUUGAUUUUCUCCAUUUGAAAGCAUGUAAAAAAACGUAGAUCUACGUUUGGACAGUUUAGGGGUUAAUGUAGACUAACUUUAUAACUGAAGUUGAUUUACUGUCAUUGACUUUAAAUACCUGAAUUCUCCUCACCUCCAGCACUUCUGCCACUUAUAUCAGCUCCUUCCCUUUACUGUCACACCAACCCUCUGAUUUUUUUGUCAGCAACAGAUUUGUUAUACUAACUUUAAUUAUACUUCCUUUGGCACUCCUCACUGCCCUUCCUAACUUUACCUCUUAUGCUCUUAACCCUCACUGGUCUCUGGUCAAGCAUAUUAAACCUUUAGCACACCCUACCCUGCAGUGCUGUAUGACUCUUAAGGGUUUAGUGCUUCAUUAUGAUAUGUCACACUGAACCAUUCUUUUAUUCUUAUCCAUCCCAGUAGAGAUCAGGAAAAUGACGGAGUGUACGAACAUUCAAGAUUUGCUUUUAGAGUGUGAUUAAAACAUUCAUUUUGAUCAAAUGAUGGUAUUGGACUGUUAGACUAAUGAUGGUACUCAUUAAUUUCCCUCUUAUAGAAAUGUUUAGUUAAAGUAUAUGUACUUUCUAUUACAAUUUUGUGCCUCGUAGACCUGUGGCAGAAAAGAAACAAUGAGAAUUAUGACAUGCUGCCUUGCUUGGUGCCAAAGAUUUAGCAACUAUAUUUGUGUGACUGUCCCUUGUAAAAUAGGGUUUGGCAGUAUUAUAUAAUUAUGUGAAAAAUUUAUAAUUUUGUAAGGAAUGAGUGUAUUUAAUGGUUUAACAGGAUUUUAUAGUAUAGCUUAUGUAAAAACUUCCAUAUUAUAUAAUUCCUCUUGGCACCAUGUUUUAUAUUAUGCUUUUUGGCACAAUAUAAAACAGGACUGAUUCUACAUAUGGUUUUAGAAAACUUACCUUCUGGGUUUUCUUAAGUCAUUUUAAUACAGCAGGUAAGUUUAUAAUACUUGAGCAUUACAUUUUAAUGUGUGGGACAUAUUAACAUCAGGAAGUCCUUUGGUAAAGUACACUUGCCUGCACCAAACCUCCGAGUGAAGGACAGCACCUCCCAUAUGGCUGGUCUGUCCUUGUCAAUAAACUAAAACUAUCUUUAAGGUUAUCAAAUCUUGUUAGAAAUUAGUAAUGCAUAUUUAAUGUAAAGAAGUGCCUUUGAAUAAGUAUUCUUUGAUGUUAGUGUUCAUAGGAUAAAUGAUGUUAAAACUUUUAAUAAAAUAUUUAAUGUAUUUGUAAUCCAUGAGUUUGCUUGUUCCCUAAUGACAGUUAAAAAAUUUUAUACAGGACAAUCGUUAAAAGCACCCACAUACCUACUUAAGCAACAUGUAGUAAACUUGAGACAUUAGAUAGUUUAAGAAAUUCCUAAAUAUAAAAAUCUAACGAGUGGAUAAAAGCAAAAAUUGUGUAAAUGCUACCAAAGCAGUGCUGUAUAACUUGUAUGGAUUAAUUAAUCUGAUUACCUCAUUUUUUCCAGGUUCUCCAUAACCCCUACAGAUUUAGCACUUCUCCAUGAAUGAAAUCAUUUCCAGGAACUAUGUAGUAUAUCAAGACUACUGCUAAAUGCUGAAAACUGUACUACAUAUUGUACCACAUUUAAAAAAAAAUAUGCAAGUAAAAAAAGGCUUAUGGAAACUCACAAUAGAGAACUACCAUUAUAAGGUACUAAUGUGAGAGUGAUUCAUCAGAUGCAGGUGUGUGUGUGUGUGUGUGUGUGUGUGUGUGUGUGUGUGUGUGUGUGUGUGUGUGUGUGUGUGUGUGUGUGUGUGUGUGUG